Messenger RNA from Pygocentrus nattereri (red-bellied piranha), 1320 nucleotides. RefSeq lists its product as uncharacterized. NCBI's taxonomy places the organism in Eukaryota, Metazoa, Chordata, Actinopteri, Characiformes, Serrasalmidae. Gene Ontology annotation, cellular component: bicellular tight junction; plasma membrane. Gene Ontology annotation, biological process: bicellular tight junction assembly; cell adhesion. The transcript has a single exon. The coding region runs from base 231 to 899 and encodes 222 amino acids. The record is from RefSeq and is a predicted model, not a curated record. Gene Ontology annotation, molecular function: structural molecule activity.
UUCAUUGAGUGGAGACUAACGGACUGUAAAGUUAGCUGCAGUGGACGGCUACUGUUAGGUUCCAAAGACGCCGUUGCUGUUCCGGGGCCUUGUUGCCUCUCUCCUUCUCUCUCUGUCUCUUUCUCUCUAUCUCUCCCUCUCUAUCUCUUCCUGCCUCUCUCUCUUGUUCACUCUACCUCUCCUUCUCCUUCUCUCUCUGGUUUCUUGAGGUGACAUUUGGGCAGUUGAACAUGUCUAACCCCUGCUCCAGUCUUCUGGAGGUGCUUGGAUUAAUAGUUGGCGUUGGGGCCUGGUUCUGCUCUCUGGCCGCCACAAUAAUGCCAUCGUGGAAAAGCCUGUCCACCGAGCUGCUGUCUGCAGAGAGCUACGAGGUGGGCCUGUGGGAGACCUGUGUGGUGCAGGAGGGGGGGGCCACGGAGUGCCGUGAGUACGACAGCCUGCUGGGCCUCUCUCAUGACAUCAUGCUUGCCCGCAUCCUCAUGUGUCUGUCGGACGCUUUGGCCCUGUUGGGCAUCAUCAUUGCCAUCCCUGGACUGAAGCAAGUGAAGAGCUGUCAGUGGGAGGAGGGCUGGCGGGUGAAGCGUGGGAUGAAGAUCACAGCAGGGAUCCUGUUCUUAAUAGCUGGCAUUGUGGGACUCAUCCCCGUCUCCUUCAUGGCCCAUGAUAUAGUGAAGAAGUUCUUCGACCACUCAUUGCCGGAGGUGGUGCCUCGCUUUGAGUUCGGAGAUGCAAUGUUUGUGGGCUGGGCUGCAGGGUUCCUCCAUGUGGUUGCAGCGAUCCUGUUCUUCGCCUCCUGCUCAGGGUUGGGCUAUGCAGAGCCACGUCUGGUGUACCACCGGCGCCAGAAUGAGUACCCGAAUGCCCCAGGACCUUCAGGAAAGCGCACAGAGUAUGUUUAAUGGACUUUCAACGAGCACUCCCACAGCUGUACCACUGGGACAUUGAACAAUGGGACAAAAAUGUGCUAAAAAUUUUUUUAAACUGUUUUCUGAAAAUAUUAUUCUUAAGAGUUUAUAGCUGAAAGAUGAACUUUCCUCCAUAAUUCCCUGUUCCCUGGAAAUCAGCUGCACUCACACUGCUCUUUUCAUUGGCCACUACAGUGCAACAGGUAAAUUGUUUGAUUAAACCUACCAGUAUGUGGUAUGUCAGCACCACUAAUUUGUUCUCUUCUGCAGUGCUGAUAUUCAUGUGCAUACUUUUUCCUAGCCAAAGGCAGUUUUCUUUGCUAUCUAUAUGUCUAUGCUUCACAUCAAUGUACUAUUUAAAUGUGUAUUUAGGGAUGUAAAUAAUAUUUUACAUUAAAAGAAUUUUUGAUAUAAA